Messenger RNA from Dendroctonus ponderosae (mountain pine beetle), 2972 nucleotides. RefSeq names its product high affinity cationic amino acid transporter 1. NCBI's taxonomy places the organism in Eukaryota, Metazoa, Arthropoda, Insecta, Coleoptera, Curculionidae. The record is from RefSeq and is a predicted model, not a curated record. Gene Ontology annotation, molecular function: amino acid transmembrane transporter activity. Gene Ontology annotation, biological process: amino acid transport; transmembrane transport. The transcript has 9 exons. Gene Ontology annotation, cellular component: plasma membrane. The coding region runs from base 222 to 2924 and encodes 900 amino acids.
AAGUUCUUGGUCUGGCAACGCUGGUCGCAGCUGUUUGUCAUGUGGGGUUAUAUUUACUUAGUCUGCUUAUCUGAUUUAGGGUAAAACUCAUUCAUUAAAAAAAAGUCUAUUGUUCUAGCCUUCUUCCAGUUGUGACUGCUGCACCUAGAAACUAGUAGCCUCCUGUAUAAGAAAUAGGACUCAUCACAAUCAGCGACAAGCAGGCCUGCGUCCUCUUAGAGAUGGCUCGUAUUUGGACGGUUAUGACUCGCAAAAAGAGCAUGGAUCCAGUAGCGAUAGAAGAGUCGCGAUUGGCUCGUGUGCUCAACACUUUUGACCUCACCGCCUUGGGAGUGGGCAGCACCCUGGGAGUCGGAAUCUAUGUGUUGGCGGGGCAAGUGGCCCGAACUACAGCGGGCCCCUCGGUGGUGUUAAGCUUUCUUCUCGCUGCCAUUGCCUCACUGUUUGCAGGUCUGUGCUAUGCUGAGUUUGGAGCCCGAGUACCCAGGGCCGGGUCGGCCUACGUUUACAGCUAUGUGUGUGUGGGCGAGUUCGUGGCAUUCGUAAUUGGCUGGAACCUCAUCCUCGAAUACAUCAUUGGUUCGGCAAGUGUAGCCCGAGGACUCAGUCUGUACCUCGACACUUUGCUCAACAACACCAUGCAGGACACAUUUCGGCAAAUUGCGCCCAUUCACGUCGACUAUCUUGCCUCUUAUUUCGACUUCUUUUCCUUCGGCGUAACCAUUCUGCUGGCAGUCGCAUUGGCUUUUGGACUCAAAGAAAGCAGCAUGGCCAAUAACGUGGUCACCUGCCUGAAUGUCGCCGUAGUGCUCUUCAUUAUUGUGGCCGGCUCUUUACAAGCCGAUCCUGCCAACUGGAGCAUCGCCGCAAAUAGCACCAACGCUACAGUGAUGGGUGCAGGAGGAUUCUUUCCCUGGGGCGUCGAGGGAAUGAUUAAAGGCGCUGCCACAUGUUUCUACGGCUUCGUGGGCUUUGAUUGCAUUGCCACCACCGGCGAAGAAGUGCGCAAUCCGCGACGAGCCAUCCCAGUCUCAAUCAUCGUCUCGUUGUUAGUCAUAUUCUUGGCCUAUUUUGGCGUUUCUACGGUGCUCACGCUAAUGGUGCCCUACUAUUUGCAAGAUAUCAAUGCGCCAAUUCCCAUCGCAUUUGAAGCGGUGGGCUGGACCUGGGCCAAGUGGAUUGUAGUUGUGGGAGCCCUCUUCGGGCUCUGUGCCAGCUUGUUUGGGGCCAUGUUCCCGUUGCCACGCAUCAUUUACGCCAUGGGCUCCGAUGGGCUGGUGUUUCGAGUUCUCGCCAAAGUGCAUCCGCGCUUCCAAACUCCCGUGGUGGGCAGCAUCGUGGCUGGUUUGAUUACAGGCCUGAUGUCCGCGCUGUUCGACCUCAAUCAGCUGAUCAACAUGAUGUCCAUCGGGACGCUGCAAGCCUACACUAUAGUGGCAGCCAGCGUCCUCCUACUCAGAUAUAACGGCGACAGCAACUCGGAGAACUUCCAAGCCGUUGGCAACCAGGAUGGUGGCAUCAAUGGCGGUUCGAGUUUCACUCGCUCCCUGAAAUACCUGAUCAACUGCAGCGUGCGAUCGCCCUCGCAGCUCACCCAGAACAUUGUGGCAGUCGAAGUGUUGCUUUAUUGCCUCUUAAGCGUGGGCGUGGCCGUGUGUGCCAUCUACUUGCAAUCGUAUAUCGCCAGCGGCGAGCUCUGGGCCAUCGUCCUCACUUCCACCCUCGUGGGCCUGACUGCAAUUGUGCUGCUGUCCAUGGGCACCCAGCCGCAGUCUCGCCUCCCGCUGUCUUUCAAGGUGCCGCUGGUGCCGUUCGUCCCUGCAAUCAGCAUCCUGGUCAACGUCUACCUGAUGCUGAUGUUGGACUACCGCACGUGGGUGCGCUUUGCCGUGUGGAUGGCUCUGGGCCUGCCCAUGUAUUACAUUUGCGCAUGCAUUCCAAAGGCGACACCUUCGCCAAAAUCACACGCGACUAACUUUACCAACGGGCACGCAAAACAAGAAACGCGCGCCGUCCAAUCGAAGAAAAAGGCGGCGCCUCCACCGCCGACUAUGCUUGAACCGCUAGAGGUGCAACAAGAGGACGCUCUGGCCCACUUGGACCGCGUUCUGGACACAGAAGCGGAUCGUCUGAGCAACUGCAGUGGCAAAAUGUCCAAUGUGUCGGCGGUGGCGUCCCGUUCUGAAAGCGUUGUUGCUGAUGUACAUUGUCCCGAUGUUGUGUCCCUUGUUGCUGGCUCAGAACCCAUUCCUCACCUUCUGUCCGACACCCCUUCCCUGGACUCGGGCAUUGGCGACUCGACGCCCAACCUAAUCGAAGCAGUAGAACCAUUAACAGAGGAGGCACCAAGUGGCCUGGACAAUGUGAAAUCGCUUGAUAAUGUUGAAGUAGCACAGGCAGUUGAAAAACCACCGAUUCACAAUGUUGAAGUGGCACAGGAAGAUGAAGAUGAAGAUCCACCAGUUGACAAUGUUGACGAUAUGGAGAGGGAGGAGCCCGAUGUGGUGCCCAUUCCGCCAUCUGAACCCGUCGCUGUCGUUGAGCCGUUUACAGACGAUGAAGGCAAAGAGGCGCCAGUGGCAAUUCCGGCAGUGCUCAGCGCCGACUACUUGAAAACCGUUAACUUGCGACACGUGCAAACGCAGCUCAAAGAGUUGGAGCCCGAAGGUAACCCGAACGCGUCCGACAAUAAUUUAAAGGUGGGCUCUGCCGAGUAUCAAAACUUCAUCCGAGACCUGAACAGUCGGUUACAGCGGUCGCCAGUCUCGGCGGCCAUCUACGUGCCCGCCAGCAAGCCCACACCGGCACCCACUCCGAUCGCGCCCAAUGAGAAUGUGCUGGAGGAGCCUAUAGACCGUCGCGACGCAACCGAAAAGCUGCGCAGCUUCUAUGCGGCAAAAAAUGACACUCCCGACAGAACUUAGUUGGACGAAUCUGUCGCCCUUUUCUGAAUACUCAUCGUAAAGCGCGCC